AUGGAUGGCAGUACAGCAUCAGCAGCUCGCAUGCUUUCCUUCAGAGGAUCCAAGGCCUUAAUGUAAGCCCUGAUGAAUGCAUUCUAUCGUUUGAUCUGAUUGCUCUGUUUUCUUCAAUAUUACAUAACUUGGCGAUUGAGAGCGUAGCCCGACGCCUAGAUGAAACUCCAAGUGGGAUUCUAACACAGCACGUUUAAGACAUGCUUGGGCUCUUCCUUGAUUCCUUCUUUCUUCCUUCUUCAACUCGAUAGCAAGUAUUACCAACAGGUCAAGAGCAUCUCAAUUGGUCCACCGAUAUCGGGGUUACUCGCCGAACUAGUCUUGUAAAGACAAGAAAAAACUGUUAUUCAAUCCAUCAGACCAAAGAUGUGACUCCGCUACGUAAAUGAUACCUCCGUAGUCAUAAAAAAAAACUGCGAAGUUCAACGACUGCGCCAGAGUCUUAACGGUGUCUUCCCCGCCAUGCAAUUCACUCGCGAAGAAGCAACAGGGGACUUCUUCCUUUUCUCGACGUCACUGUACAAAGACUGAGUGAUGGCGAUCUCGCAACCAGCGUCCACAGCAAAGACUCCAAUGCCGAAAUCAUUCCCAACUAUAGGAGCGACCAUCCUGCGGCCCACAAAAAAGCUGCGUUCGAACUCUUUUUCACCGGGCCUUUGGGUACUGUAGCAGCGAGUAUCUACUCAAGGGAGAACUAGCCUACUGCUACGAAUUAUUCCGAUCUAACGGAUAUUCAGUUAGUUUAGUGAAAAAUCGCCUCGGACGUCAGAGGCAACCGCAAGAUCGGAGUUCAAGUGGAGAAGCGGUACAGAGGAAAUAUUAUUCUUUGCCCUACAUACGAGGAAUUCAACCCCUUUACUUUGUUCAAUAAGGUCUCCCAGCUGGGUCUUUUGGUCGUUUCUGCUGGAGUAUGUUUUGACAAUCAUUCCUCGGUCAGCUUUUCCCGGAAAUUCGGAAUCUGCUUGAAGCAGGUCUUCUAAUCCCGCAUGAAGCAUGCUUUGGUGAGGACAAGUACGCCGCCGUUAAUUUCAGUUUGCGAAAAAGCGUGCUUCGCCUGUCAUCCGUCCACUUUAAGUACGCAUACCUGGCUCAGGUCUGUGUGGACACCUGGUCGAUGCAAGUCACCUUUUGUGAGCAACAGAUCCUGGCGGACAAGGCAGACUAUGAAACCGGUAAACAUUUAGUACCCAAAGUCAUUUGCCCUGGAGCUGAUGUUUUCUGAGAUUGUAGAUAGCAUACUAACUUGAUCAGGCUAAGAUCACGUCCCAUGUAGCAUUCCUACCUGCGCAACGCUCAGUGAUAGCUGAUAUGCAGAGUGCGAUCAACGCUCUUCUCCGACGACUAGAAGUCGAAUGUGGAGUGAUAGUCGUACCUAAGUCAUUUUAGUCAUUUAUUCUGGAUGACUGGGGAGACCCUUGUUAUAUCACCGCAGAUUUUAACCUAUUUGCGACUGAGUAGCCUGCUUACAGGCCGAGAAUAUCGGAUGUUCGAAAACAGAUUCAGUUAAUUAUCGAAGCAGAUGCUGUACCACUUUGAUUAUGGAACCACAUCCUUUUUGCUGAUAUCGGGAGGGCUCAGGGUACCAUGUAAAUGGCCUUCACCCCACCUAUUCUAAUUGUAAGACGAGAUAUAGAUACUGUUGUUCCUCUCGGAGCUCCAGGCGGCGACAUCGCGAGCAGAACUCAACCAUGGGUCGUAAAUAAUUGCGCUCCUCGUCUACUCAUUUAUAAUCUUCCUAUUAGGUUCUCGGUCUAUUAAAUCGAAAGAACGGUAAACUUACAAGUACCCCGUGUAUUUUAUCUUCUGUCGUCGGUCUGUAUUAUUUGCUUCUGGCCAACGUCACCGUUCGACGGCACUUUCAGCAGGAUAGUUUCUCCAGAGCGGGGCCCAUCCCACUAGGUGAGAGCUGAUACCUUGCGAAGUUGAACGCGACGCGGACUCCUUCUGCCCAACCACGUUUCAGUCUCCUCCCCCCCCCCAAUCCCAUUUAUACCCGUGUCAGCACAGACGAAUGGAAGCGCCAAGAGGGUCUGCCUGAUUUGCGGGUUUUGACAUACAGGCUGCUUGUGCCGCUCUUAUGUUUGACCCAAAGGACAUCGUUUCAGUGCAGAAAAAAUCCAAAAUUGUGCCUUCUUUUUGCUUUCUUACUUUUCUCCUCUGUUUUUCGCCGUAUGAGAGUUUCCAUUUCUCUCAGCACUAAAAGCGCCAAGGGCUCGAUUUUUUAAGACGUCCCUUGAAGAAAGGGGCGGGUGUGAAGGCAUCAGCUUGAUGAGAUGACAUUUUCGCGCUCAGCGGAGGUAAUACUUUGUCGAUACAAAGGAAAACGCGACUUCGUGGAAGCAGUUGCGAAUUGGCAGAUGCGAUCUCACCAAGUGCGACCAUCUGUGACGAAUUUGGAAGUCGCCAAUUUUAAUAGUUUUGCAGGGACGUAACAACUUUAGGUUAGAUCGCAGUUGGUAGCCAGGAAUGGGGAAGCGGACGGCGACCUUAACCCUAACCUUAAACGCAACCCUAAACAUUAACCGUUAACCCUAACGGCAACCCUACCUCUAACCGAAAUCAUAAACGUAACCGUAGCCCUUAGACAUAGCCGUUACUGAAAAACCUAACCGUAAUACUGAACCCUAAUCGUACGCUCAAACCCUAACCGUGACCUGAAAACCUAAGCCUAAAUGCAUAACCCUAACCCGAAAAUCGGAAACUAUUAACCGGUACCCUAAUCCUAACCUCAACCGUAAAACGGAAGCCAAAUGCGUCACAUGUGAUUACGGAGCCCCACAAAAUAGCCCCAGUAAACAAACUUCCAACCACCUUUAAUACGGGGCCUGGCUACCGACUGCCCAACUGUAUCUUAUAAAUACCACAACUCUGCAGACAUUCAGUGCCGUGAUCUGAUGCUGCCUCUGAUGGUAUGUUCGAUAGUGAAUCCUAAAUGUCAGGCGAUCGCGUCCCCCAUCUCGAGGCAAAAUCGACUGAGUGUAUGAAGCAGAAGGGCUGCUUGGAGACUGCUUUAAGUAGAAUUGUCUGGGGCUCCAGUACAGGGCGGAGAAUCACUGAGGUUGUCGUUAUACCGGCGGGUGGAAGGUGGUUGUUCUUGCUAAACAGUGCACUUAUGCAACUUCAGUGUAAGUAUAAUUCAGUCAUAUAGUCCCUGCUCAGAUGAAAUCAGGAACAAAAGUAAAAGUUGGUUGGGAUACCUGGGAUAAGAAUUAUUCUAGCUCUGCAGCCGCCGCUGCUGCUGCUGCUGCUGCUGCUGCUGUGUGGGGCUUGUGACCGCCGGGAAUCCUCCAGAUAACUCACGAUGACUAGUUCGUAGUCUACUUGUUCAAGAAGACUGGAAAUGGUUCGCCAUAGUGUGCGCAGUUGCUUCAGCCCCCUACCUCCUUCCCCUUCUUUUCCUCCUCCUUCACCUCCUCCUCCUCCUCCUCCUCCUCCUCCUCUUCCUCCUCCUUCACUCCCUUCUCUUGCUCCUCCUACUUCCUCUUUUCCCCCUCAUCUUACUACUUCUGCUCCUCCCCUCCCCCUCCUAUUUCUCCCCCUCCGCCCCCUCCACUCCCUCUCGUCUGCUCUCCUCGCCUUUCUACUCUUCCUCCUCCUCCAACCCCUCCACCUUCUCCUCCCCUCCUUCUUCCUCUUAUUUUUCCUCCUCUUCUUCCUCACCCCCCCACCCUCUCCAUUCCCCCCUCUUCUUCUGCCCUAUCCUCUACCCCUUCCCCCUCCUUUUCCUUCCUGCUUCUCCUCUUUACCCUCCCUGGCAGGACGUAUGA
Spirometra erinaceieuropaei is the source of this 3767-nucleotide messenger RNA. The record is from the annotation of a GenBank genome assembly. Lineage: Eukaryota; Metazoa; Platyhelminthes; Cestoda; Diphyllobothriidea; Diphyllobothriidae.